Messenger RNA from Macrobrachium nipponense, 600 nucleotides. Its product is annotated as protein fem-1 homolog A-like. NCBI's taxonomy places the organism in Eukaryota, Metazoa, Arthropoda, Malacostraca, Decapoda, Palaemonidae. The transcript is spliced from 4 exons. Gene Ontology annotation, molecular function: protein binding. The coding region runs from base 1 to 600 and encodes 199 amino acids. The record is from RefSeq and is a predicted model, not a curated record.
AUGGGACAUAUUGAAAUAAUGAAAGUAUUGCUGGAUCACAGCGGUCAAAUGGAUGCCGACAUUUCUGAACUGAACGAUGAGGUUUCGAAUGCUGUAAUGUUCUGUGCUGAUUUGACUGAUAAUAUACCAACUAUUUUUUCGUUUCUAGGAAAUACUCCUUUGAUUCUGGCGAGCUUUCGUUGCCACGUGGAAAUGGUAGAAUAUCUAGUAAGCAGAACAGACCUGAUAUCUGUUAAAGAGAAAGCCGAUGCAUUUGAGUUACUUGGAGCUUCGCUUUUUGACGAUAUGGAAGAUAUUGUCAGUGUUAUUCAGUACUGGAAAUCAGCUAUGAGCCACAGGUACGUAGAUGGUGUCCUGACUUAUCCAAAAUCCGAACUGAAUUUGGAAGGUCCUGCACACGAGGAGUUCAGAGAAGUCACCACCUUAGAGCAACUAGAGGCCCUAAACACUGACUUCGAGUCAGUCCAACGUCAGUCUCUCCUCGUGAAGGAGAGGGUUUUAGGACCCGAUCAUUUUACUACAAUGCAAAUGACGGUGCCUUUUCAAACUAAUGCAUCAACCUGUGGGUUCACGCUAUCGAAGUGCAAUAUUUCCGACUAA